CUUGUUGCAUUUUUUUUCAAUAUAAAAAAACAAUUAUCAGCUGAGCAGUUGGAAUUUCAAAAGCCCGACGAACUGGAAACCAGUAUUAAGGCUCAAAUAACCAUUUUUAUUAUUGGGAGGAUUAAACACAGUCAAAAAUGGAGGUGUACUGGUAGGAAUUGUUACGGCAGGGCUUUAAUCGCUGCAUUUCUUUGACAUCUACGCAUGGCUGGAAAACCAGUUCUUUCUAACAUUGCUUUUCACAGAAACAAAUAAAUGGUUCUAAAACCAGUUUUAAGGACAAAGACGACGACAUUAUUUCAUACUCACUUCCAACGCUAUAAUUAUAAUUAUGCAAUGCCAACGCCGUCCAUUGUCAAUCUUAAUUUCAGCAUCUCAGAGUUAUGUAGAAAGGGGAGGUUGAAGGAGGCAUUGCACAUUCUGCUUACUACGUACCAUUCCACAGUAGAUUCUUCUACAUACCUUCAACUAUUGCAGACCUGCAUUUCAAAGAAAGCUCUUUCAGAGGGAAAGAAAAUCCACUCCCACAUUAGUGAGAGGCAUUUGAAGUUGGCCACAAUCAAAGUCUUACAAGAUACCCUGGUACGCAUGUAUGAUCAGUGCGGAAGUUUAGUUGAUGCCCGCGAAGUGUUUGACCAAAUUACUGAACGAGACGUCCUGUCAUGGAAUGCCAUCAUUGCAGCUUACAGAAGACAUGGGUAUCCUCAGGAAGCAUUGAAAUUGUUUUGCGAAAUGCAAGCAACAGGUGUCCAGCCUGAUCAGUUCUCAAUUUCCAGCAUAUUCCAAGCCUGUGCCAAAAUAAGAGAUUUGGAAACCGGUAUGAAAAUCCAUCAGAGUAUAAUGGAAAGGGGCUUUUUGUCUGAUGUUGUAGUUGCAAGUGCACUGGUAGACAUGUAUGCAAAAUGUGGAAGCAUACAAAUUGCACGCGAGCUUUUUGACAAAAUACACCAAAGAAAUAUAAUCUCAUGGAAUGCUAUGUUAGCAGCAUAUGCACAAGAUGGUGAACUUGAUGAGGCUUUAAAGCUUUUCGAGGAAAUGCCUCGAAGAGAUGUGGUUUCGUGGACUGCAAUGGUUUCGGGAUAUGCACAAAAUGGGUUUUUUGAGAAGGCAUUGGAAACUUUUAAGCAAAUGCAAUUGGCAGGAGUAAAGCCAGUUUCCGCAACCUAUGCCAGCAUUCUCCCAGCCUGUGGGAAACUUGGAGCUUUAAAACAGGGUAUGGACAUCCACCAAAGCAUAAUUGAAAAUGGUUUUUUGUCGGAUGUCGUAGUUGUAAGUGCCGUGGUAGAUAUGUAUGCAAAAUGUGGAAGCAUACACAUGGCACGUCAACUGUUUGACAAAAUGUCUCGGAGAAAUUUGAUCUCAUGGAAUGCUAUGAUUGCAGGAUAUGCAGUAAAUGGCUUUUGCAAGGAUGCUCUAGAACUCUUUGAACUAAUGAAGCUAUCUGGAACAUACCCUAACCAUGUAACCCUCACUUGUGUUUUGUUAGCAUGCAGUCAUUCAGGUUUAGUGAACGAGGCCUGUAAAUACUUCAAUGGCUUUACUGACUCUUAUCGCAUUGCUCCUACAAUUGAUCAUUAUGUAUGCCUUGUUGACCUCCUUGGACGAGCUGCCUAUCUUGAACAAACCCUAAAAUUUAUUAUCAAAAUGCCUGUUAAACCUAUGACAGUUGUGUGGACUUGUUUGCUUGGUGCCUGUAGAGCACAUAAGAAUGCUGGGUUAGGAGCAUUUACAGCAACUCUUCUUUUGGAGCUCGAUCCUAAAAAUGCUGCAACUUUUGUUCUUUUGUCAAACAUCUAUGCAGAAGUGGGCAUGUGGGAUGAAGUUCAAAAGGUAAGGACGUCAAUGAAAGAUGGAGGAAUUAAAAAGAUACCUGGAUGUAGUUGGAUUGAAGACCAUAAAAAGGUGCAUGCAUUUUAUAUUGGAGACAGAUCACACCCACAGACACAGGAAAUCUAUGCAAAGUUGGAUAAUUUGUCUUUGGAGAUGAAGGCAGCAGGGUAUUUACCACAUUCAAAGGAUGCGCUGAAUGAUGUGGAGGAGGAGGAGAAAAAUAUAUUUCUCUGCCACCAUAGUGAAAAGUUGGCAAUUGCAUUUGGUUUGUUAAACACGCCCCCUGGAACAACCAUUAGAGUUGUCAAGAACCUUAGAGUAUGUGUUGACUGCCACUCUGCAACCAAGUAUAUCUCCAAGAUUGUUGGAAGAGAAAUAGUUGUGAGAGAUGCAAAUCGGUUCCAUCAUUUUGAACAAGGACAAUGCUCUUGCAAAGAUUAUUGGUGAUGCCCAGUGAAACAACCUGUAGGCAUAUGAUUGCACAAUAACAAAGUGCACUGUGGCAUAUCAGCAGUGAUGAUAAGAAACCAUGCUUUAUUUCCAAAUAUUAAGAAGUGUGCAGAUUUAGACUGUGCUGUUUGACUCCAUAAAAUCAGAUGUAUGGUAUGCAAUGUAUAUCUUUUUCUGUAAUAUACUGAUGGAGUAUUUGUUAAAGCUCCGUUUUAUGAUAACAUGGAGGUGUCAUGACAUUGAAUUGUUUUCAAGAAACCUGCAAAUGUCUUGAAGAAAAGCUGGAGGAGUGGAUAAUAAUAAAGAGCAAAAGAAAGAUGAACGCUUGAAGGAAAUGGAAAGAUGCUUGGCCAUAAGAAGAAAGAAGGUCUUACAAGAAAGCCAAUGAUUGAAGAUUUUGGGGGAGAACAUCUCUUGAUAGUUUUCUACAUUUUAUGUCAUUUUUUAUGGUCCUUUGUCUGGAUGAAUUAAUUCUAUCAUCUUGCACCCACGUCAGCUCUGUCAUUUAGUAUCAUUUACUGUUAGAGAAUUUUACUUCCCCUUAUGGAGAGCUAAAAUGUUUGCGAACUUCCAAUUAAAAAGAA
This is a messenger RNA of Cryptomeria japonica (Japanese cedar), 2864 nucleotides long. Its product is annotated as pentatricopeptide repeat-containing protein At3g24000, mitochondrial. The record is from RefSeq and is a predicted model, not a curated record. The coding region runs from base 256 to 2277 and encodes 673 amino acids. The transcript has a single exon. Gene Ontology annotation, biological process: RNA modification. NCBI's taxonomy places the organism in Eukaryota, Viridiplantae, Streptophyta, Pinopsida, Cupressales, Cupressaceae. Gene Ontology annotation, molecular function: RNA binding; zinc ion binding; protein binding.